Panicum virgatum (switchgrass) is the source of this 1261-nucleotide messenger RNA. RefSeq lists its product as uncharacterized. The transcript is spliced from 4 exons. NCBI's taxonomy places the organism in Eukaryota, Viridiplantae, Streptophyta, Magnoliopsida, Poales, Poaceae. The record is from RefSeq and is a predicted model, not a curated record. Bases 455 to 862 code for a protein of 135 amino acids.
UAAACAGAGACAGGUUUCCCCACCCCCACUCUUUUUCCUCGCCAGCCCGCCCGCCACGACGUGUCUCCCGCGCCGCUCCCCUUUCCGGUGAGCGGCCGCUCUCGGGCUUUGCCAGCUUCCCUCCCCUGCUCGAUUGUUCGGCCGCCAUUAAUUCGCACGCUGCCAAAAACAACGGAGCCUCCAUCCCUCGGUUCCUCCCCAGUCCACCGUCAGCCAGGCUCCGCCGCGGCCAUCUCGUCACCCGGCGGUUGCAGUGCUCCGUUCCCGCCUCUGCCCUCCGCGCUCGCGGAGGACCAAACAGCACGGGUCAAGGGCCGCGACCGGUUCAAGUCAAGGCGGCGACUCGUGCUCGAUUCCUCCACGGGGUUGCCUGCCGCCUGCCGCCACCAGUGAUGCUCCUCGCCGCGUUAUUUGGCCGCUGAGACACGCCGAGCGGAGGGGGAGGAAGCCAUCCAUGGACCUCGUCCGGCGGGAGGCGGACCAAGGGGCCGCGCCGGAGUUCGUGGCGCUCGACAUCCGCGGCGAGGAGUCGCCUGGGUCCGGGCCGGACCUGAUGGAAUCCUCAAUCGCCGCUAAGGGGUUCGAGCGGGAGCGGAGCGCAGACGCCAAUUCUUCUUCCACCGGUAUGGUGAGUGUAUAUGAGAAGCAAGCGGUGCCGGUGCACGUCGACGGCAACCCGAGGGAGCAGUACCAACCCUCAACACCAAAGCGACGCCGUGCCAACCGGCGUGUUCCCGGGUGGCGCGAUCCCAGGAAGAUCCUCUUCGCUUUUGCAGCAUUGUCCAGCGUGGGCACGUUGAUACUGCUCUACUUUACGCUCUCCAUGGGGACGAAGGCAGGAGGUCAAGGUGACGACCAGUGAUACACUGAUGGCGAAGCUAGAGCAAAUCGAAGGGGGUGCAUUUGUCUUGUGGGUGUAUCAAGUUGAGCUAUAUGAGUGCAUAUAUGGUGAAAAAUUAGACUUUACCACUGUUUUUGCAUUUUUCAGUGGGUGCAUCAGCACCCGCUAUCUAUACUAUAGCUUCGCCCGCCCUUGCCCUUGCCUUGCUUGUCAUCACCAUUACUAAUGUUAGCACAGAAGAAACUGAGAAUUGGUUGGAUGCUAAUAGAGAAGCAAUACAUCGGUGUGGAUACCAGCAUGAUUUGAGACGUUUGUACAUAGGGACCGGAAAGAUUUACAGAUGAAGUGAAGAUCUUUUUCUCUCUCUCUUGUGCGUUGAACAGCUCCUACACUAAUAAAUGUGUUGAUUUGAGAUGCUCA